Messenger RNA from Tuber aestivum (summer truffle), 1670 nucleotides. Lineage: Eukaryota; Fungi; Ascomycota; Pezizomycetes; Pezizales; Tuberaceae. The record is from the annotation of a GenBank genome assembly.
GAGGCCAAGCUUCGCAGUGAAGACAUCUCGACGACUACAACACACUGCAUGUGAGCUAGACUGUCUUCUAGAAGGGCGCUGAGAAGCCGCUAUUUCUAGCGCGCUCAUGCAGCGAAACUCUACCUGACUUCUGGGCCCUAAGGGAGAUGUGUAGCCUCUAAAGUUAGAGAGCGAGUCAGGAUUAGGUGGGAGAGACUACUGCACGCACGAAUCGGGACGCAAACAAUUCCAUCAGAUUGAGCCACUUAUGCUCCGAAAACAGGCUUCCUCUUAUUUAAAUUUCUCGUACCCUCUUCAUGGCCCCUCGUUCCCUCCUUUCCAUUCAUCAACUCCAUUGUAUCUUCAUCACACAUAAUGCUUUUGGUCGUCAUCCAAAUUAUUCCCGCCCCCGCUCGAGCCCUUGGAUGGCUACUUUACUCUCUCUUCCUUUUGCUGACACUGUCCACACUUGCUUUGGGAUACUUGGGUUCUGCGAUCAUGUCGAUACCCCCAAAUGUGGACGAGCUUCUUCGGGAGUUGUCCUUGUUGUCUAGUAGUGGGAGCGGUUUGUUCAGCUUAUCCUUUCUUGUUGAAUUCUAUGUUAUAUCAUGUAGCGAGGGCUAAAAUCGCUUAUACUAGAUCUGAAUAUGGUGGUGACGAGCUAUGCUGGAGAUUCAGAACCCAUUAAUGCUGCGGCCGUCGGCGCCUGUGCUGAAUUCACCACAGGCUACCAUUUAGAUUCCGAGUCCCCGGCACUUGGGGGGUAUCUAGACUGGGGGGUAAUUGAUGCUGAUUGGUCCGGAUCGGCCAUCUUGGUCGAUCCGCAGAACUCGUGGGUGGAACCCAAUGCGGUUUCAAACCCAUUCGACGGGUGGUUGGAAUAUGGACUAAUCACUCGGGACACCUAUCCCGACGGGUACGCAGGGUAUAGCUGGGCAGUGUGAAGAGAGGGAUUUCGGACAUGCUUGAGGAGGAAUCCGAUGUCUUUCGGGAACAGGUUUAAAGGGAUGACAAUGAAGGUGAGACCAGAGGGUACUAGAUGUUGUAUGAUUUCCCGUGCUAACCGCUAUAUUUAGGCAUGUCUAGUGUGGGAGCGGGUGCCCUAGUGGAUAUACGAUGGGACAUAGAGGGGCAGUGGGACACAUUAGGGCAAAAGGUGGGUGUGGUGUUGGGGAUGGGGGUACUUGCGAUAGGGUUUUAUCCUGUAGGAUUUCGCACCAUCGAAUCUGCCUUUCUUUUCUUCCCUCUUUUUGUGACAUGAUGAAACCAGGUGAUUUUCCUGGGUGCCUCAGCUUGGAUUGAAACUUUUAUGGAUUAGAUGGGGGUAGGGUUGCUAAGGCGGAAAAGUUUCCAGUGGUGCUUAUUUUGACUUUGUAUGAUACGACAAAGAAUGUCUCUCGAAUUCCCAAAUCGGGCGGUAGAAAUGGGCUAGAGAAUAUCCCCCCACCACACAAUAGAGGGUUUGGGCGCACAGAUCUAGGUUGCACUCACAGGAGGUAACGACAAGGCUUGGCCAUCUAUGAUAGAUCCAUAACCCCGCCUCUAAUGGAGCCCCCUUGGUGCCAAAUUCCACCACACUCUAUCAUCAUCGGUGUAUUAGUUUACAGCUCCGCCCCUCGAAUACUCGGGCACAAUUUUGGGAGCGGUUACAAGGUAUUCAAGAAUUGGCUAUUGUAAGACCUCCCGAAAUC